Messenger RNA from Kalmanozyma brasiliensis GHG001, 2013 nucleotides. RefSeq names its product Glycosyltransferase, DXD sugar-binding motif. The record is from RefSeq and is a predicted model, not a curated record. Bases 1 to 2013 code for a protein of 670 amino acids. Gene Ontology annotation, biological process: mannosyl-inositol phosphorylceramide biosynthetic process. NCBI's taxonomy places the organism in Eukaryota, Fungi, Basidiomycota, Ustilaginomycetes, Ustilaginales. The transcript has a single exon. Gene Ontology annotation, molecular function: mannosyltransferase activity.
AUGGCCUCCCUCCUCUCCAGGCGCGCCUCGCAUAUCCUCCUCAUCCUACUCGGUCUCUUCCUCGCAGGUACCAUCGUCGUCCUCACCACCGCCAAUGCCUACUUUUCCAUCGACACCUCUGCAUACGUCUUGCCAGAAGAGCUAGGCACCUGGGAGGAGAUCCAAUCAGGCGCAUCGCCAGAUGGCCCAGAUGGCUUCCUCGCGCGCUUCCCGUGGCUCCACAAGGUCACUCACUCAGCUGCUUCCAAGUCGAUGGCCAACGCAUCCCAUCCAGCUUCCAAUAUCGACCCCAACGAUAUGGUCGCACGGCCACAGCCAUGGCGCGACAACACCCCCAAGAAGUGGGACCCCAGCAACCCGACCGAGAAGAUCCCACGCAUCAUUCACCAAACAUGGAAGGACGCACAUCUGCCAGCAAGGUGGCAGGCCAUCCGCGACGAGUGCGCCGCCAUGCAUCCAGACUACGAGUACAUGCUCUGGACUGACGACGACUCGCGCAAGUUCAUCGCAGAACACUACGACUGGUUCUUGCCCGUCUUUGACGGGUAUCCUUACCCCAUCCAGCGUGCCGAUGCCAUCCGAUACUUUGUCUUGCACCACUACGGCGGCAUCUACAUGGACCUAGACAUUGGUUGUCUUCGUCGCUUCGACCCAUUGCUGCGCUUCGAGGUGAUCCUGCCCAAGACCAUUCCCGUCGGUGUCUCUAACGACGUGAUGCUCUCAGCCAAGGGCCACCCCUUCAUGGACCAGCUCAUCCACAACCUCGUCAACUUCAACCACCAGUACUUGACCAACUAUCCCACCGUCAUGUUCUCCACCGGUCCUAUGUUCGUUUCAGCAUCGUAUGGUCUCUACGUCGACGUGCACGGUCCUGCCUUCCCAAGCACACCCAAGCAGCCAGAAGCAGGCUUCAAAGGCAUCCGUGUCCUUCCCAAGAGCCUCUACGGCAAGAACGUCAAGCCCAUUGAUGCGCCCGACGCCUUCUUCUCCCACUUCUACGGCUCGAGUUGGCACGCAAAUGACGCAGGCUUCCUCAUCUUCUUGAGGAAAUAUGGCAGGCUCUUGAUCUUUGUUGGCGUCUGCGUGGUUCUGUAUGGGUUGUUCAGGACUCUGCUCCCCACGUUCCUGUUCAAGUUCGGUGGUUACCGAGGUGGAUUCGGACGCGGUUCGACGCGCGCGCAGCGCCAGACAGGGCGAUGGAUCAGUCUGCCCAUUGGCACAUCGUCCAUCUCCAGGCGGCGAUCCAAACGACGUUCCGGUUCAACCGCGGAUGAAGACGCUAGCGUCCCGCUCAACUCGAUGGGACGUCACGAGACCAUCGGCAGCACCUCGGCUGCCAACCCGAGCAGGCUAUCGAUGCCCGCGCCGCGACCGACACGGCUCAGCCUGCCGCUGUUUCAACUGCAAGAUUCCGAGCCGAUGAGCAGCGAUCCUGCGCCGCAGUCGGUGUUGGCGUGGAUGGGGCAGACGCUUUCGCGUCCUUCAUCACGCAGCGAUGCGAUUAGCGAGAUGGAGGCCAACGGGCGCACCGAGAGUCCGAGCAAGAAGAAAGGCGUUCUCUACCUCCCGGCCUACUUUGUGCGAGGGGACGACGGGAGUAGUUCUUCAUCGCAACAGCUGAGUCCGUCGAGCAGUGCCUCGUCGCAGCAACUCCAGGGGACCGGGUUGAGCCCGCUGUCGCAUACGAGCUUCGCCGCUGCAUCGGGUCUGAGCCUGGGCCAGUGGGCGUCCUCCCUCCUGCCGGCCAAUUGGAGAGGUCCGAGUCCCGCACCAAGUCACGGUUCCAGACGCUCGCGGUUGAGUCAGGAUCACGAUCUGGAAUCGCUCGGUUCCCAACAGGAUGAGGAGGAGGACGAGGCGGGCUGGGAUGCCGGGAGGAAGGACGCGGAACAUCAACCCUUGAUGGCCGACGGGAGGAGCAAGCUGAGGUCGGCUUGGGAGGCUCAACAAGCUGCUCCGCCGCCGUACGAGGAUGGUAGUGGACAAGGGUCGGGCGAGAAGUCGCAGGCAUAG